GCGUUAUCGAACACUAGACGUCUAAAGAACCAUAGGUACUUGCAAAAGAUGAGAGUCAUUGUCUUUAUCGGAUUGUGCCUGUGUUUGAUUGCUUCUUCCCACAUUGCAAUGGCCGGGCAUGGCUGUAAUGGUCCAUGGCAUGGAGACGAUAAGGCAUGCGCUAGUUAUUGCCAGCAUACAAAUCACUGCAGAGGGGGCUACUGCCCUGCUGAAAGACUUUGGUUGGUUUGUUGGUGUGUUGGAUGCAGGAAAACUAACACAAAGAAUGGAUCGUAAAGGAAAAUUAAAGAUCUUGUUAUAUCAAGCAUGGAUUUAUUGUCAAUAAAAGCAUACAAAA
Saccostrea cuccullata (small rock oyster) is the source of this 337-nucleotide messenger RNA. RefSeq names its product hemocyte defensin Cg-Defh2-like. NCBI's taxonomy places the organism in Eukaryota, Metazoa, Mollusca, Bivalvia, Ostreida, Ostreidae. The record is from RefSeq and is a predicted model, not a curated record. Bases 49 to 276 code for a protein of 75 amino acids. The transcript is spliced from 4 exons. Gene Ontology annotation, biological process: defense response.